This is a messenger RNA of Lymnaea stagnalis (great pond snail), 8558 nucleotides long. Lineage: Eukaryota; Metazoa; Mollusca; Gastropoda; Lymnaeidae. The record is from the annotation of a GenBank genome assembly.
ACCCGGAAGCGGAAGUAAAUCCCGGCUCUUAAGGAAAAAAAAUUCGGUUGUGAAAAUAAUUAAUAUAUAAACAAAGCAAUCGUUGUAAAAUCGAAAGCCUAUCGCAAUAAUCACGUAAUAAAAUACAAUGUAAGUGUUUGCAUAUUUACAUUUUUUAUAAACGGAUCAACAAUAACAUUUAUUUACUGUAUAUAUUCCUAAAAAUGUAAACAACCUCCCCCCCCCCCCCAAAAAAAAAAAAAAAAAAAAAAAAAAAGAAAAAACCCCCCCCCCCCCCCAAAAAAAAAAAAAAAAGAAAUAAACAAACUGGAAUCGGAAUUGACAAAAGAAUUUAGAUUUCUUUGUUUGUUGUGGUUUUUCUUACAAAGUAACAUUUCUUUUAGUUUAGGCCUACUUUAAAAUGAUUGCCCAAACUCUAUCCUUCACUGGUUGCAAGGGCUAAUCAGCAGUGGUGUUAUGAACAUAGAUAUUUGGGCAAUCCUCCGAAAUCCAGCCCCAAAUUAUUUCGUAUGAAAAAAACUGCAAUGCGCAGUGUGUAUUGUUUGAAAACAGCAGAUAUGUCAGUCAUAGCUUUUGUAAAUAACUGUAACUUUACAAACCAGUCAUUAAAUACUAAAUUUUGGCACAUAGCAUUUGCUAAUACCAGCCGAAAACGUUCUGCUGGUGACUGUUGCGCCACUGAAAGGCCCCAACUGGCAAGCAGAUCGCGACUAGCGGGCCUACCACUCUGAUAGCUGAGUUUACGUUUUGCUUGCAUCCAAAGUCCUUCAAUAGUGUGAAUCUCCUGGUCUACUGGAUCAACAAAUUCACGCUCGUGCACAAUGACAGCGUGAGCAUAAAUCCCGUUGUUAGGUACUUUGACACAAAAUUUAAAUAUUGUCUGAUUGCCAUGAAUGAUACAUCAUUUUAAAGGGCUAGUUGUAAGCUUUACAACAACAGCACCAAUUUCAUCUUUCUAUCUUUUAUAGAAGUGGAGUUAUGAUUUUUUUAGUCAAAUUUUUUUGCCCCUUAUAUAAUCUAUAUAUUUUACCCCCAAAACGUGUGACCCAAAUUUCACAUUUCUGCAUAAUUUUGCCCACAUAAAUCCCGUUGUUAGGUACUUUGACACAAAAUUUAAAUAUUGUCUGAUUGCCAUGAAUGAUACAUCAUUUUAAAGGGCUAGUUGUAAGCUUUACAACAACAGCACCAAUUUCAUCUUUCUAUCUUUUAUAGAAGUGGAGUUAUGAUUUUUUUAGUCAAAUUUUUUUGCCCCUUAUAUAAUCUAUAUAUUUUACCCCCAAAACGUGUGACCCAAAUUUCACAUUUCUGCAUAAUUUUGCCCACAACAUUUUUAUUUUUAAAGAUAAUUGCACCAAAUUUUCAGGUGACAUUCCUAAUCUAAUAACCAACACAACGAACAAUAUAAAUUUUACAUUACAUCAAGACUUUUUAUUUUGGAUAAUUUUAUUCCAGGUAUGUUGAGAAAAUCAUGUGUCAAAAAAUUUGGAAAAAUUAUUAAUUGUAAAGGCAAAAACAAAAGAAAUUACAUGUUGAUUGUAUUUAAACUAAAUUUAUGAUUCAGUUAUAUUGUAAAUAAAUUCUUAUCUUUAUAAAAGGUAAGUAGAAGUCUUUUUUACUACAAAAUUAAAUGCAUGAAAUUAUAAAAACUAUUCAAAUCAACCACCACGACACUAAUAUAUGAGCAUACAGGUAUGUGAUUAAAUUUUAAAAGGGAAUGGGGCUGUUCUGCCUAUUAUUUUCUAUGUAGACUCCUUUAAUGUAAAGUUUACAGACUUCUUGGUCUUGUUGAUGAAUCACAAAAUUUCUCCUUCAUAAACUUUGUCUUGAGACUUCUUCUUCUUAUAUUUGAGGGGCCCACGAUCAAUUUGUUGAUCAUUAUGGCUCCUGGUUUUAAUUCAGAGUUUGCCUUCUCUUAGAUGGGUUGCCGUCCAAGGCUAACGAGUCCCAUCCACCCGGGGUGCUGGGGAUGUUGGCUUUAAUGGGGAUUGAACUCCGGACCACUGGCGCCACUGCUAUUUGGUUUGAGACAGUUUAGACCGCUCGGCCACCCAGCACCCAUCUUAGCCAUCCUCGUCCAUAUAUGCCUUACUGUUGAUGGAAGUGGAAUAAAUUCCACAAAAAUCUUCUCUUCAACUUCAAUCGAAAAUUAAAAAUUUUCCCUUGUACCUGAAAGACGACUAAAAAUAACAUCUAAUCAUAAUCCUCAAUAUUCACAAUUUCUUGUUUCUUUUUAAUAAUAUUCAUUUUAUGUGGUGAUUAAAACUCAUUUCUUUUUUGUAAAUUUUAAUAUUAAAUUUAUUGUAAUUUGAUAUAUUAAAUAAUUGUUUAUGUAAACUGCUUUUCUAUGUCCUAAUUCUAAUUAAAAAAAAUUAUUUCUAUGAUGAUGAUGUAGUAUCAGAAUGCUAUAUUAACUUAACAAUAAUUUAAAAUUCAUAAUUAAAUUUAAAAAUUACUAACUUUAAUUAAAUUAGGCUUGCAACUGCAAAUGUGUUUUAAAUAUUAGUAUUUAUUAGCCUAAAUUUAGAUACUAGGCCUAAAUAGACUUAAUAGGAUUACCGAUAAAAUAGCAGUUAUUGUAUGCCUAAUUUUUGCAAUAUUCUCCCAUAUGAAUAGUAAUUUAUAAGAGAAUAACAAUUAUUUUAUUAUUACUAUUAUUUAACAAUUAAUUAUUCAUUUAAUAAUGAAGAACGGUGGUAGAACUAGAACGGAUAAAUUUGGUACCCGGUGAACAAAACUAUUUAAAUUUAACUGUAAUUAUGUAAUUUAUAAACUAAAAAGCAAUCCAUAGACCCAAAACUUUUCAAGUUUGGUUAAAAUCUUUUCUUAUUUAUAUAAAAAAAAAAGUAUUCAUUUAAAACGUAUUAGAAUUAUUCAGAUGAUUAGGGAUUAAACAAAAAAGGAUCACUGCAUAAUUGACAGUAAUAAUAGCAAUAUCCGGUAACUCGAUCGCAUAAAAUUAACUUUCGAUUCAGCGACAUUUUCAUACCCCCACCUACACUUUAGGGGGAGGCAUAACUUUUCAAGGAGAACGCCGAUUUUAAUCAUUUAAAUAUGUUAAUACUCACGAAUGAAUGUAGUUUCUAAAGCACUAAACAUCUUUCUAAAUCCAUAAAUAACAAAAAAGUAUUAUGUGAUAAACUUACCGAAUGGUUACGAUGUUCCUGUCCGUGACACAAAAAAAACAAAAAAAACUCGUAUUAUAAAUCAAUAUAUCACCGGAACGCAAAAACUGAUACGUCACUGAUGAGGAAAGCAUUAUUUAAUAAACAAAGGUGACGUAGUAUGCAAUUUUCCAAAGAUACCGUGUGGCCGUACGCCAUAUUGUAGAACAUGUUUUUUCGACAUUUUAGGACUUGCGCAGAACGGUGCGUGAACAAGUAUUGUUAUCCCUACCGUUGUUGAGCUGAUCGACAUUUUGAUAUCCUCGCCAAGCGUCCAUGACGGUAGUUAUUCCUGGUAACACAUGAUUAGUGAUAAUGCACAUCUGGACGGCCAACAACCUCCAUCUAACAUUGUCCACUAACGCAAACAUGAGUUUCAAAACAGAAUGAUGCCCAAGACUUUUAAGUAAGGAUUAAUCAUUGGAAAUAAUUUGGGACCGGACUUCGGAGGAUUGCCGAUAUUUGUAUCUAUGUACUAUGUAGUCUUCAUUGUAAUAUGUAAAUUGCAGUGGGUAGAACUAUUCACUAGUAUUGUAUAGAAUUAUUUUAUUGUGGUGGGUAGAUUAGACCACUACGUCUAUUAAAGUACAGUAGAUAUUUCGAUGAAACAAGGGAGAUUACUACUUUUUGUGUAUUGGAAAUGGGCCUCGGCGCCGAAAAAAUUACAUUUUUAAUUUUCUGAUGUGUGUGGCUAUUUAUUAUUAAAUUAGUUCUUUCGACAUAUAUUUGAGUUCCGUUUCCGGCCUUAUAAUUUGGAGGACAUCUUGGCCUACAUUUCUAGCCAGCUAUUUUGCUUUUUUCAAUCGACCUUUAUUUUGAAAAUCUUUGGUAUAUAUAAGGCAUCUUUGCAUACAAAAUUUUUUGUGAAAUAAUAAUAUAAGGCCCUUUUUGAUUAAAUCUGUAUAAGCAUUAGAUAUUUAUCUAUAUCUGUGCCAAGUUUCAUUGAUGUAGGUCGUGUCUCACGUUCGUUACGCUUCUCACAGUGGCGCAUAUCACUAUAAAGUGGCUCAGCCUAAUUUUGACAUUGGCAACCAUUCACAGCCACUUGCAUAACGGCCACACCCCCUUUUUAAUUGCAGAAGUUGCCGAUGCUUAAGAAAUAUUUAAUUAUUACCACUAUAUACAUAAAAAUAUUUUAUAUUUUGUGUUUCAGAAUGCAUUUUGAAGACAUUCAAACUGGAAUGUUUUAAUUUGAGCUUUAAAAACCCUGUAGAGUCCAUAUUAUAAAUGAUCAGAAUUUUUCCUGUGCAACCCAUUGUCAUUGGCAACCAUUCACAGCCAUUUGCAUAACGGCUAUAUCCUAGUACUAUCUCAGAGUUUCAUUCAUUAGACUUUGCCGUGUGCUAAAACUAUUAAACCAUUGGUCAGGGAAAGCUUUAAUUAAUUAUUCAUGUGCCAAAGUUGAAAGUUUAAAAUAAGUCGACCCUAAACAGUAUUUUAGUGAUAAAAGGAAUGCGUUGCCUUAUAUAAACUAUAUAAGUCAUUGCGCAUGACGCGAUCAGCGGAAUGAGAUCACAGAAUGUGGAGAUGCAGUCCAUGUUAAAAAAGGACAAACCAAGUCGUACUUUAAAAAUUCAUAACUUUAAAACUACGACAGCUAAAAAUAUGAUUUUGGUGUUAUAAUUCUGUAAAAAAAAUUAGCUCUAUUCAACUAUGCCAUUGGUUUAUUUUUACAAAAUGUUAAAAUUUUUGACCAAAGUAUCUACAGUAUAGGUAUAACAUACUAGAGGGCAGAUUAAGCCCUGCAGAGAUCCCUUGACAGUCAAAAUUCCACUGCCCUCCUUGCAAAUUAUCUCUACUGAAUAAUGACAUGUCUGUCACUUUGAGUUUAAGUCAACUCUCUGUUAAAUAGUCUGACCAAUGAAAAUCUUUUUGCCCAGUUUUUUUGUAGUUCACUGACCCAAAACUCCAGUGCAAUGUUAUUAUUCCUUACAAUAAACAAAAUUCUUAUUUAUUAGCCUGAAUUAGAAUACCGGUAACAAAUUUAAUUUUUAUUUAAAAAAUUUUUGGGAUGUUUUUUUUAACCUAAAAGAAAGUUUGCACUUUUUAAUUAUAUGGCAAUUCCAGAAAGAUGAAGCAAAUGGCUAAAAAAAAUGUGCAAGUUUGUAUGAUUGUAUUUUUGGCACUUUAUGAUGAAACUUUUGCCAACUUAUAUUUGAAAUGCACCAAAUUUUUUUGGCAAAAUUUUUUUGGCAAAAAUGUUAUAUAUAUACAUAAAACACUAUUAACUUUGCUCUUUCAGGGCUGCUGUUCAAAAGCCUAAAAGUGAGAUGACUCCUGAAGAGCUUUCUCAACAUGAACAGGAAGAAUUCAACACGGGUCCGUUAUCAGUUUUAACUCAGUCUGUAAAGAAUAACACACAAGUCCUAAUCAACUGUCGAAAUAAUAAGAAAUUGCUGGCUCGUGUUAAAGCCUUUGACAGGUAACAUGUCUGCUCUAAAAGUAAAAGAAUAUCUUGAUACAUUUAUUAACAAAAUUGGAUUAUCUGUAAGGAAACUUUAAAAUUUUCAUCACAGAAUACAGGAAACACUGAACUAUUGUCCAUCCAUUCACAAAUUUUUAGUUAAAUAUUAAAAUUCAUUCACGAUUGCUUGUUAGUGUUGGUUUUAUUUUAUAAAAAAAUUUUUUCAAGACUCUGCUUUUGAUAUCCGGUAAGCCAGAUGAUACCAUGAGGGUUGGAAAUAAAAUUAAUUCCGUCAGUGUUAAUUUAUGUCCUAAAAAUCAUCAUCCUGUCACUGUUUGGAAUCAUUAACUCAUUCCCUCCGGCAGUGCUACCUCCGGACUUAAUUUAUUUUCCUGAGAAAAGGGAAGCAACUCAGUUUUGAAAUUGAUUUACAUUUUUUAAAUAUUUUUUUAAGUUGCUAAAUAUUAUUUAAUGUUAAUGAAUUAAGAACAAAUGCAACAAAAAAUGAAUAAGGUUUAAUAUAAUUAUAACAUUAGCAGGGAAAAAAUAACGAACAAAGGCCAAAAAAUCGAUUUUCGGCACCUCGGGCGAACACAUGGUACAUAUAGACACGCCAUACAAAAGCACACGUAGUUUUAAAGUGAAACAAGAUAAAAACUUACGGUUUCUAAAUUAAAAUCAUGCAGAAAUCACGCCAUACCCCGAAGUCUCUAGGGACGCGAGAUUUUAUUGCUAUUUUUAACUAAAAAUAAGAGAGGUGUGUCGCUAUGCGCCGGGACGCAUUUGGACGCAUCAGGAGGAACCCCCAGAAGACGCAUUUAGUCCCAACCGUCGGGAAUGAGUUAAAGUUGAAAGUGGUAUCAUCAUUUUGAUUGAAAAAUCUUUUAGUUAAAAGAAGCUAAUUUUCUUAAAGAUGGUUUUAAGUGAUUUAUAUUUUUAUUCUCCAGGCAUUGCAACAUGGUGCUUGAGAAUGUUAAAGAAAUGUGGACUGAACAACCGAAGACUGGUAAAGGCAAGAAAAAAUCUAAACCUGUUAACAAAGAUCGUUUUAUUUCCAAAAUGUUUUUGCGAGGUGACUCUGUCAUAUUAGUCCUCAGAAAUCCAUUGGCAACUGCAAAAUAAUUUUCGUUAGUUAAAGGAAAUUGUACAUGCUUGUUCUUAUUAAAAAUUGGUACCGGUACUCAGACCUGCCUACCAAGUCAAAUUUAUUUCAGUUUGAACAAUUUUAUUUCUUUAAAUUUUAAGACUAAGAAAAUUAAACUUUUCCCUUAUAUUACAAAAAUUAUUAGCUGCAGUUUCCGUGGAGCUCAAAGAAAAGGUUACCAGUAAUGGGAAAUUGCUGUUGAUAGUCUCAAUCAAGUCCUUACAGGGGUGGUGUUUGUAGAGCACUUAAAAGAGAUGGGAUAUUACUCUCUACAUUAACUUUAAUGGAUUCUAAAUCCAUUUGUUCUAUUUUUUAUUAUUGCUUUUCAUGUUUCAUUAUUUUAUUACCAGUACUUUAAAAAAAAUUAUGAUAAGCACUUUUCUAAACAAAGUUGUGCCCAAUUGCUUAGGCAUACAAGUACAAGAGACUUUACAUGCCAAGAAAAGUAGGAUUUGGCUUAACAAUGCCCCCAAAAAAGACAACAUAACUAAUCAGCUAUAGCAUUUCAGAGAGUAAAGUUUAAGGUGACACAUUGCAAGCAAUUCUGCAGCAAAAAAUGUCUCACUUUUCAAACCUAAGGGUAGGCAGGUGGUGGGUCUGUUGCUGGUACACAGAAGUUUUAUUAUUGUAAAAAAAUGAAGGAAUUAAAAAAAUGAAGUUGAAGUUAAUGUUUUGGAUUACGUUAUGUAUGUUCAAAUUUUAUGUCUAAGUAAGCAAAUAUAGAGAUGUUUAGGAAUACAAGAAUAGCAUUAAUGAAAAUUGAAAAGCUCAAGUAUAAUUUAUUAUUGGAAUUGCUAUCACUUGAAUUCCUUUAACCCUUUACAGUCCGAAGCACCUGAAAUGCACUGAUUUUUCCCUUAAGCCUACCGUCCGUUGCGGCCAAACCUGCCCGUUUUCAUGAGUCUAGCAGCAAUAGUGAAGAAUGCGAUAUAGACAUUAAUUUAAAUGAUGCUAUGGUACUGGUACUAGAGAUAGUGAUUCAAGUGAAGAAGAUAAUAGUAAUAGUAGAGACAUCGAUGACAACAAACCUAUCAAUUCCACUCCAACUGAUGAGCAAGAUCAUGAGUGGUCUGGGAACUUUUCACAAAUCAAAGUUGGAGGUCCCAGAAACUGUUUUUAUGUGCAAACUUUUGCUUAAAUCAUUUAUUUGUACGGUACUUGGGUAUUUUUAAUUUUAUUUUCUUGCUUCUAGUUUAUUUUCUGUAAAUUAAUUAGAUAAAGAACCUUCAUUUGAAAUGGAGUUAUGUCCCCUUGCUUGGGCGCUGGGAGACGAAAAGGCUGAAUAAGCUUGGACUGUAAUGGGUUAAACAAAUAAUUGAGCAGUUUUAAUUUAGAUCUGUUGACGCAGAGUGGAUAUCUCUUCCACAUGCUUUGACAAUUUUGGACCAAGCAGAUUGCUGAUAAAUUAUUGUUGGCUUUAAAAAGUGCUGUUGGAUAACAAUUAAUAACAUACCGUAUCCAAUUUGUCUUGUUAUUUUUUUCGUUGCCACUCAAAUUUUUUAGUCAGUGGUUAGGCAGUUAUUUCUUUUUCCGUAUGAGUGUUUGAGCAGAAGAUAUAAACUUGAUGUAUGUAAAUACAUGUAUUUUACAUUUAUUAACCUUUUAAUGAAUGUGAAUUGUGACAGAUAAGCUUGCAUGUUGUUUUGUAAUAUGUUAAUACUGAUGUGUUAUUAUAUAUUGGGGGGAGGGGCAUGUUUUCACAAUUCAUCUUAUGAAAACAUUCACUUGUUUCAUCUUUUAAAGUGUCUAAUAAAUUUGUUUAUCUUUUUAACAACGAAUAGCUUUCUUUUAAUUUUCUUGUUGAUGAAAUCUGAAUAAACUACCACUACCAUUUCUACAAUAUUCAGAA